CUCCGCCCCCGGCAUCCAUGUCUGGAGUAGAGGGACGGAACCUCUCUAUCGCCUUUCCGUGUACACAUUUUAGUAAAUAAACCGGGAACCCGCACCAGUAUUACGAGACAGCGGGUCAGACGGAAGCUUCUGGCCACCAUUGUGCGUUGUCUGAAUAGUGGCUGGAACUCUCACGCGCAAUUUAUUCCGCAUUUUAACUUUACCGAGCGGCGUUUUCCGCCGUUUUUUUUCUCUCUCCGUCGCCCGCUCACUCCGCUACCCCCCGCGUGAGAGUCGGGGCCUGCAACGUUGGUUUGGCCACGAGGAGCGUCUGUACAGCAGGAUCAGGGCAAUGGCGGAGUUCGGCAACGGACUGACGGAGGAGUCUCUAUUAGAUUCAGACCCUGGACACCCUGAACUGGAAGACCCUGGUGUCGGCGACGAAGACCCGGGGUUAGAAGAAGGAGAGGCCUCGAUUGAAGAUCCGGAGCUGGAGGCAAUCAAAGCUCGGGUGAGAGAGAUGGAGGAAGAGGCAGAGAAGCUGAAGGAGCUGCAGAACGAGGUGGAGAAACAGAUGAAUCUCAGCCCCCCACCAGUCGGCCCUGUCAUCAUGUCCAUCGAGGAGAAGAUGGAAGCAGAUGGCAGAUCUAUUUAUGUCGGAAAUGUGGAUUAUGGUGCCACUGCAGAAGAGCUUGAGGCUCAUUUUCAUGGCUGCGGUUCAGUAAACAGAGUCACCAUCCUGUGUGACAAAUACACAGGGCAUCCCAAGGGGUUUGCCUACAUCGAGUUUGCAGACAAAGAGUCUGUUAGGACGGCCAUGGCUUUGGACGAGUCCCUUUUCAGAGGAAGGCAAAUAAAGGUGGGUGCUAAGAGAACAAACAGACCAGGUAUCAGCACCACAGACCGUGGCUUUCCUCGUGCUCGCUUCCGAUCACGGGGAGGAAGCUUCUCGUCGCGUGCACGCUACUACAGUGGUUACACACCACCCAGAGGCAGAGGACGGGCCUUCAGGUUUCAGGACCAGUGGAGGCUGACGACCCCUCCCCAGGUGGCGCCGGCCCCCCCCACUGUCUCUGCAGCAUCUCUCUCUCUCUCUGCUCCUGCUAUGCACACUCACCCCAUCCUGUCCGUGUGGGGGGGCGGGGGAGGGGGGCAGGGUGCCCACAGGCCCGCAGCAGGGGGCAUUUACUACAACAGCAAACGCUGAUGAUGCUUUUAGUGCUUUUCACACUAACACACGCGCACACACACACACUCACUCACUCACGCACUCACUCUCUCACACACACACAGACACACACACACACACACACACACUGCAGUACAGACGGCCUGUAACCGACAGCCAACCCAACACAUGAUUUCUAUCCAGAGAGCUGAAGUCAACACAGCUGAGCGGCAGAGAGUGAGGAGGGCAGGACAAGAGACCAGGGUGUACAGUGCAAACUUUUUAGCGCCCCCCCUUUCUCUGACUCAGCGCAGUGCAGUCACGGCUUGUCUGAGGAAGGCUGACGUGCUAACGACA
Messenger RNA from Solea senegalensis (Senegalese sole), 1504 nucleotides. RefSeq names its product poly(A) binding protein, nuclear 1 (gene pabpn1). NCBI's taxonomy places the organism in Eukaryota, Metazoa, Chordata, Actinopteri, Pleuronectiformes, Soleidae. The coding region runs from base 332 to 1186 and encodes 284 amino acids. Gene Ontology annotation, molecular function: RNA binding. The transcript has 7 exons. The record is from RefSeq and is a predicted model, not a curated record.